AUUUCCUGCGUUAAAUACCUAAUUACCUUGCCUAAACGGUGCAUAUGUACACUUUACAGACUAUAGGAGUAAUUUCAUUGUGGUAAAGCAGUUUAUACGGCUCGUGUAUUACGUAAACUGACGCACUACAUCUCAUGUCGGAACGUUUUUUGUCCACGCGUUUCGUAUCCGCACGCACGCACACCGGAUCAAUCACGCACGCACGCCACUGCCGGUCUCUGCGUGUGCCAACCUUUGACCGGAGCGCUUAAUUCGUGUGUAUAAAUAGCGCCAAUAAAAAGAGACACCCGUGCCAAAUGGUAGUAGGAAUACUCCUCUCUCUAUUCGCAUCCAUGUCGUCCGCGGUGCAGGCUUUCCGCGAGCGCACGUUCGUUAUCGUCAAGCCGGACGGUGUGCAGAGGGGCCUGAUCGGCCGAGUAGUCAGCCGCUUUGAGAAGAAUGGCUUCAAAUUAGUGGCUAUGAAGUUCCUUCAGGCAACCGAAGAAACAUUGAAAAAGCACUAUGAGGAGCUCGCUGAACGUCCGUUUUUCCCCGCCCUCAUACAGUACAUGCAGAUGGGUCCUAUCGUGAUCAUGGUAUGGGAAGGCAAAGACAUUGUCAAAAGGGCACGAGAUAUCAUAGGUGCCACUGAUCCACUCAAGUCGAGCCCUGGUACCAUACGAGGCGACUAUGGAAUUGCAACUGGAAGGAAUGUUGUUCACGGCAGCGACUCCUUGGACAGCUCGAAGAGGGAAAUCAACUUGUGGUUCAGUAGGGCUGAGGUCAUCCCUUGGCAGCAAGAGUUGGAUGACUGGCUGAACAAAGAGAACUGAAGCGUAGUUACAGUGGCACUAACCAUUUACCUCCCACAUAUGAGCUCUGACCCUACGAUCAUGAGAUCGAGUCGUGACCACUGCAGCUGCUUUUUCAAUGAAGCUGAUAUGCUAGGGGCCCAUGUUCUUAGAUUUAGGCAUACGUUAAAGAGCACCAGGUGAUGAAAA
This is a messenger RNA of Rhipicephalus microplus (southern cattle tick), 980 nucleotides long. RefSeq names its product nucleoside diphosphate kinase. NCBI's taxonomy places the organism in Eukaryota, Metazoa, Arthropoda, Arachnida, Ixodida, Ixodidae. Gene Ontology annotation, molecular function: nucleoside diphosphate kinase activity. The record is from RefSeq and is a predicted model, not a curated record. Gene Ontology annotation, biological process: UTP biosynthetic process; CTP biosynthetic process; GTP biosynthetic process.